Messenger RNA from Capronia epimyces CBS 606.96, 1107 nucleotides. RefSeq lists its product as uncharacterized. The transcript is spliced from 2 exons. Bases 1 to 1107 code for a protein of 368 amino acids. NCBI's taxonomy places the organism in Eukaryota, Fungi, Ascomycota, Eurotiomycetes, Chaetothyriales, Herpotrichiellaceae. The record is from RefSeq and is a predicted model, not a curated record.
AUGCCUCACAAACACAAGCGAAAACGCGCCGACGACGAGUCAAAUUUCGACCUACCGCCCUCGACGCGCGCUCGGCCUCUCACGGCGCUGACGAAACAAGAAUCGAUCUUCACCUCGGACCGGGAAAAGAAGGAGAAGAAGGCACAGCGACAACAAGAACAGAGGGACAAGACUAAGGCCAAGACCAAGGCCGGGUGCGGGUCCGGAAAUGCAUUCGCAGACGACACGCCCAAAGCGUUCGCGCGGCUCAUGGCGUUCCAGCGCGGCGAGAGGCUCCGAAACUCGGGCCUUGACAACGGCGACAGACCGACAGGAAAGAAGGCCAAAGCCAAAGCGAAAGAGAAAGGAAAAGCCAGGCAAAACGACGGUGCCGGUGCCGGUGCCAGUGCCAAAGCUACUGCUACUGCUACUGCUACUGCUACUGCUACAACCACAUUAACUGGCAAAGACCCAACGCCAGCAUCCGCGCCAACAUCAACAGCAACGUCAGCCACGACAAAUCCCCAUACUACUACUACUGCUGCUAGUAGUAAGACUUCGAGCAACCCGAACUCGAACCUGAAAAUCCUCCCCGGCGAGCGCUUGUCGGAAUUCGCCGCCCGCGUCGACCAAUCUCUCCCCCUAGCCUCGCUGCCGAAACAGACGACGCGAAUCAACAAGAUCGCCGGACUGGAGAACCUCAAGACGCCGCUGACUAAGCACAACAAGCGGCUGGCCCGGAUGCAGAGCGAGUGGCGCGCCACCGAGGCGCGACUGCGCGCGAAACGCGACGAGAUGGCCGACGACCUGGCCGACCAGCGCGAGGAGCACGACAUUGUCUGGCUGAGCGCGGGGAUCGAUGCGAGGGCCGGUGCCGGUGCAGGUGUCGGUGUCGGUGUCGGCAAAAAGAAGAAAAAGAACAAGAAAAGAAACAAUGGUGGCGGCAAUGGCGAUAGCGACGACGAUGUCGAUCCCUGGAAACAGCUCGAGCGCAAACGUCGCGAAGCCGGCGAUCUGGGGCCGCGCAAUCUGCUGGACGUGGUGCAGGCCCCGCCGGUCCUCAAACCCGUGCGAAAUAUCUUCAAGGAGAAAGGGGAUAGAAUCCCGCCGAGGCCAACUGCUGUCUAG